Molecule: messenger RNA, 3878 nt
Organism: Phymastichus coffea
Lineage: Eukaryota; Metazoa; Arthropoda; Insecta; Hymenoptera; Eulophidae
Gene: sra
Product: protein sarah
Exons: 6
Coding region: 353-1087 (244 amino acids)
Biological process (GO): calcium-mediated signaling
Cellular component (GO): cytoplasm; nucleus
Molecular function (GO): nucleic acid binding; calcium-dependent protein serine/threonine phosphatase regulator activity
Source: RefSeq, a predicted model, not a curated record
UGCGAACCCACCCUCAUAGUGCAGACGGAGAGACUCGCGAGAAUUAAAGCAAAGAUAGUCAGAAGAGCCACAAAAUUAAUGUAACAAGGUUAACAAACAAAGACGUGGAAGGAGGAAGAUCGCAAAAGCGAAAUGUUGUGCCUCGUCAUCAGCAACCUCUAGUCAGCUGUGCCGUGCGCGCGCUAGAAAAAGAAAUAACCCGACAACUUCCAUGGACAACCGCGACCAGCUUCUUGUCAGCUCCUCGAGCUUCCAAUAACAACAAGCUUGCAGUAGCGUCAAGCUCGACCGGAUUUUGUAAUUGCAUAUAGCAAUAAUUACUCUUUACAAAAAAUAGAUUAUUGACAAAAGCAUGGAGGAAAAGAAGAAUAAAUGUGUAGGAGAGGAUGAAGAGCCAGAAGAUUCAGAGAAUAUCAUUAUCAAUGAAGUAGAUGGUUUACCAAAUUUGCAUCCAAAUUUUGAACAGUUGGAAGAACUCAAUUGUAUAAAAGAACAAAAUCAAAAAGAACUUUCAUCUAAAACUUUGGAGGAGUUGAUUUUUGAUGAAGACCUACCAAUGUCUGUUAUUGUUACUAAUGUGGAUCCUUGUGUUUUCAAAUCUGAUGAUCUUAAGGGAGACAUAGAGAAAUUGUUUAAACAGUUUGGUCAGGAUGCCACAUUUCAAUAUUUCAAGUCAUUCAGAAGAAUGAGAGUCAACUACAGUUCACCAAGUGCAGCUGCUCAAGCUAGAAUACAGUUGCACCAAUACCACUUUGGUGAUACUGACAUCAAUUGUUACUUUGCUCAGCCAGUGACACCCAUUGACGCCGAAGAUCGUCAUUUGCAGCUCCCUGCUCCUCACAAACAGUUCCUAAUAUCACCUCCAGCAUCCCCUCCAUUAGGUUGGGAGCCUUCACAAGAAAAUGAGCCCCUUGUGAAUCAUGAUUUGCUAGCUGCGCUUUCAAACUUAACUCCAGGAGAAAGUCAUGAACUUCAUCCAGGAGGAACAAAUUAUCCAGGAAUUGUUGUACAUGUUUGUGAAAAUGUGACAAAUGGUAUAAAAGGCGCUGGUCGCAUACCACAAACUCGCUGUCCUGAAGACUUCUAAGGCAAGAUACAAACAUGAUACUCAAAGAAUCUCUGCUCGGUUUACGUUAAUAAUUGUUUAAUUGAUUAACUUGUCAAUUAAAAUCCUCAAACUUCAAUGAUCAUCUAUAUUUUUUCUAUUGAACAUUUCUUUAUACAUAAAAUAAUUAAUCAAACGUAUUCAAAUUCAAGUAAUUUAUUAUAGAGAAAAAAUUUAUUUAUAUUUUAAAAGAUAGGCCAAGAAGUAACAACCAAGUUAAAGGUGUGAUAUGAAAUGCGUUAAUUAUUAAAAAUCAUUCUAUCAUCAAGCCGUGUUAUUGUAGGUGUUACCUUAUCAAGAAAAAGAAUAUGAGAAAAGUUUGGAUGUUAUUAUUAUCAAUGUUAAUGAUGUGUAUUAAUAUUGCAAGUGGCGCGGUAAUAUUAGCUAUUUAGAACAACCCAGAAACAUGUUUUCUUGAUAUUUUCGGGUAUGUCUAAAUGCUAUAAAGUGGUUAUAUCAGAAAGAAUAAUAUUAAAAUUGAAAUAAGAAAAUCAGUGGUUAUUAUUAUAACUUUUUUAUUUAACUCCAGAUUGUUAAAAUGCUUUUAAAAAAGCGUUAACUUAUGUUAAGUAAUCACUGACAUGCGAGGCAAGCAUUGUAUUGAGUUUGAAAAAGAAAAAAACAUUUGUACUUAUGUAAAUAAUUGCGUUGAAAUGGAAAUCAGUCUUUUUUUUCGUAAAUUUAGUUGUCAUAGAUAUUUUUCUACUCAAAAAGAAUGAUAUUACUAUAAAAUUUAUUUCUCUUUAGAUGUUCAAAUCAUAUCUUAUUCCCCUUAAAAAUGUUGUAGAAAAUAGGAUGAAGUUUACGUGAAAUAUUCUUUUUAUUUAGCCUUUCAACACCAAAAUAUAUUAAUUUUUAUCAGCUGUUUGUAAAAAUGAUAAAAAAGGAGUUAACUGAUCACGUAACUUUCCUCUAGUAAAUUCCAUCAUAUGCCAUCUUUAUGUAUUUAACACAAAUGGCCGCCUAUUAUCAAACAAAUCACGUUAUAAAUAUAAUAAAUGAUAUGAUUCCGCGUGAGUUACUCAGAAAUGGAAAGAAUCACUAAAGGCUAUAAGAAUUCUCAGCACAUCAUUGACACUUUACGUUUUAGAUAAAUGUUUUAUGACCAGUACAAAACAAGAGUGUCAGAGCUGCGUCUGAAGGCAAAUGGAAGAUUAUUUUCAUAAUAAGAGAGUAAAUUAGUUUUAUACAGCCUGCGUCCAUACUCGAUAACUAACGCUAACAUAUAUAAUGUUAUCGAAUUUUUAGUAUGAUAAAACAAGUAUACACUAAUAAAUUUCAAUCUAAUCUAAUCUAUAAAGUUUUUUCUGAUUCUGUAGAAAACGUACAAAUCUAGAAUGUAAACAAGCAUUUCGAACAAUCAAAUUUACAGGUUUGCGUAUAUAUUAGAAAUUGAAUUUAAUUGGCAGUCUAUGGAAAAUCAAGAAAUUAUAAAUAAAUCAUUGCCAAAAACAAUUAAAAUUAUUCCAAGUCGUUGAAUGUAAGACAUAGCUCUUAAAAAAAUGUCUAUUUAACGUUUUUCAAAUUCAAAAACCAAACGUGUUGAAUGUUUGAUCACAUUUAUAAUGAUGUGACAUGAUUCUCUUGUAUGCUUUGAAUGUCGAAUUUUCGAAAUUUGAAUAUAUUUAAUUGAGUUUAAACAAUCAUUAUUUCUACUAGAUUACAUGUAUAUUUCAAAUAUUUCUUAAUGAAAUCAAGAGAGCUUCUGUUCUAAUAAAAACAUUACUGUGAAUUUUUUUUUAAUCUUGAAAUACUGUAACGGUUGGUUAAUAAAUCUUUAGGUUAGUUAACGCCGUUACCGUGGCGUCCAACGUGAACCGCCGUUGUUAGUAGUUUGUUUAUGAUUUUGAAAUUUUUAACACGAUGAACCGAGGCUGAUAACGACGGUUUGCAAAUAAAAAAAUGUUAUGACCUCUAUUGUAAACGCCAUAAAAGCUACGUUUUUUACAGUGUUUCACUAGUGGUACCUUUAAUCAUUCAUAUCAAAAUUUAGUUGAUUAAGUAUAGUAAUUGUAUGUUGAAAAAAAAAUAUUUAAAAUCAAAUGUUAAAUUAUAAUUAUAUUUUUAUAACAAAAUUAGCAUAACUACUAUCACUGUUUCUUCCGAAAAAAUCAUAGUAUAUAUCUUAAUCUCUGACAAAUCUAUAAUAAAUAUCGUUGUCCACAUAAUUUCUUUCUUUCUAUGUAUCAUUGCCAAAAAAAAUUAAAAACAAAUCUAAAUAACUCUUAGUUGAAGCGAUCAUAUUUUUGCUUAAAUAUUCCCUGAAUACUUGUCAAAUUUUAUUUCGUUUCUUGAUAAUAAAAAAAUGAAUUUGUAAAAUUAAAAGUUUUUGCAAUCUGAAUAAGAAAACGUUGCUGAAAAAAAUAUAUAUUCAUAAAUUCUAAUUACUUUUGAUAAUGAUCAUUCAAGUAAGAUGAUUUGUUUCUAGCGGUAAAUUUAUUAUAAGUGAAAUAUAACAUUUUUUGGCGGCUAUUUAUGUAAAUGAGUGCAAGAAUAAAAAGAUAUUCAUUGCCGUAAUAAGUUAUAUCGUGAGAAUAUAUCUGAUUACUUCAUGUGAAUAUGUGUAUAUAUAUGUAUACGUAAAACGCAUAUGUAUAAAGAAGCGAGAGAAAUAGAUUUGUGCUUUGUCGUUUAUUUUCACACGAGGUGACAGCGAGCACUGUUACCCAUCGGGACUGUGAAGUCUGAGUUGUACUUAAAUACAAGAUUAACUAACAGAGAUAAUGUGUCAGUUUUGAAGGUAAUUAUGUAAAUAAAAUAUACGUAAAUUGUU